CCCCCCACCAGUGGCGGGGUAUGACUGUAUGAGAACCAAAACCUCCUCCUUUAAAUGCUAACCUCCCCAAACUUUGAAUCCCUAAUUACCUAAUCAUCAUCGCUAUCCACUCCCAAUCCAAUCCUUAUAAAAUCCUUAUCCAAUUCAUAUGAUUUAGUCAAUUUUUCGUAUUUUUUAUAAUCCCAAAUUCUCUAGAACAAAGUACAAAUUCGAGAAUUAAGAGCACGAAUUAGCCCUAGUUCUCGAUCUUCUAGUAAGCGACAUGGGUUUCUCGCUUCCGGAGGAUCCGCUCUUCCUCGGAUUCGAUAGCUCUACCCAAUCACUGAAGGCUACCGUAUUGGACGACAAACUCACAAUCAUUGCAUCAGAAACUGUCCAUUUUGAUUCGGAAUUGCCGCACUACAAAACCAAAGAUGGGGUCUACAGGGAUCCUACUGAGAAUGGCCGCAUAGUUUCCCCGACCCUAAUGUGGAUCGAGGCUUUGGACCUCUUGCUUGAAAAACUAAAAACGAAGGUGGAUUAUGCUAAAGUUGCAGCCAUUUCGGGAAGUGGACAGCAACAUGGCAGUGUGUAUUGGAAGAAGGGCAGUGAGGCUAUAUUGGCUUCUUUGGAUCCAAAUAAAAAGUUAUUACCCCAAUUCAGUGAAGCUUUCUCUACGUUGGAAUCGCCGAUAUGGAUGGAUAGUAGCACGACUCAGCAAUGCAGAGAAAUCGAGAAGGCUGUAGGGGGUGCUUUAGAAUUAUCAAAACUUACUGGGUCUACUGCUCACGAGAGAUACACAGGGCCCCAAAUUCGAAAAAUGUAUGAGAAGAAAAGAACUAUUUAUGAUGAUACUGAGAGAAUAUCACUUGUAAGUUCCUUUGUGGCGUCGAUUCUGAUUGGAAAGUAUGCUAGUAUCGAUGAGACUGAUGGAGCAGGGAUGAACUUAAUGGAUAUUAAAAAGCGGGCAUGGUCCAAGAUUGCUUUAGAGGCUACUGCUCCAGAUCUAGAAGAAAAGCUUGGUAAACUGGCACCGGCUCAUGCAGUUGCUGGUUUGAUAGCUCCUUAUUUUGUUGAAAGGUAUAAAUUUAAAAAGGACUGUGUGAUAGUUCAGUGGUCCGGAGAUAACCCUAACAGCCUCGCAGGUUUGACUUUGAAUACUCCCGGGGAUCUAGCAAUUAGUCUAGGCACCAGUGACACAGUCUUCGGGAUAACGAGUGUGGCUCAACCAAGCUUGGAAGGGCAUAUUUUCCCUAACCCUGUUGAUCCAAAUUGCUACAUGGUUAUGCUGUGCUAUAAAAAUGGUUCUUUAACUCGAGAAGAUGUAAGAAAUCGAUGCGCAGAGAAAUCUUGGGAUGUUUUCUGCGAGUGUCUCGAGAAAACACCCCCUUUGAAUGGUGGAAAGCUGGGAUUCUUCUACAAAGAUCAUGAGAUUUUACCUCCUCUUCCCGCUGGGUUCCACCGAUACAUUCUCGAGAACUUUAGUACCAGAUCGUUGGAUAACAUCAAGGAGCGCGAGGUGGAAGAGUUUGAUCCUCCUUCAGAGGUACGUGCUAUCAUCGAAGGCCAGUUUCUAUCAAUGAGAGGCCAUGCAGAGAGAUUCGGUAUGCCGACUCCUCCCAAACGGAUAAUCGCGACUGGUGGGGCGUCGUCGAAUCAGAGCAUCCUCAAAUCGAUGGCCAUGAUUUUUGGCUGUCCUGUUUAUACAGUUCAAAGACCUGAUUCCGCUUCGUUGGGUGCCGCACUGAGAGCGGCUCACGGGUGGCUCUGCAACAAAGAAGGGCGGUUCGUGCCGAUCUCCUCGAUGUACGAAGGGAAGUUAGAUAAAACGUCUCUCGGCGCGAAGCUCGCUGUUCCAGCCGGCGAGAAGGACGAGGACAAGGAGCUCCUGGAAAAGUACUCCCUGGUGGUGAGGAAGAGGUUGGAAAUUGAGAAGCGGCUCGUCGAAAAGCUCGGGCGCGUGUAGAGAAGCUCGAUCAUUUAAUAACAAGAAUUUAAUGAAGCAAAUAAGUUGUUGUGAAUAAAGGAUAAUGAUUGAAUUUUGCUGUGGAUAAUUUGGUUCGGUUCUCAUUUUGCAGCUAAUAAAACUGGUUUCCUCUUUAAACUA
Ananas comosus (pineapple) is the source of this 2086-nucleotide messenger RNA. RefSeq names its product xylulose kinase. Gene Ontology annotation, cellular component: cytosol. NCBI's taxonomy places the organism in Eukaryota, Viridiplantae, Streptophyta, Magnoliopsida, Poales, Bromeliaceae. Bases 263 to 1945 code for a protein of 560 amino acids. The transcript is spliced from 11 exons. Gene Ontology annotation, molecular function: D-xylulokinase activity. The record is from RefSeq and is a predicted model, not a curated record. Gene Ontology annotation, biological process: xylulose metabolic process; D-xylose metabolic process.